This is a messenger RNA of Pyrgilauda ruficollis (rufous-necked snowfinch), 5026 nucleotides long. RefSeq names its product patched domain-containing protein 3-like. Gene Ontology annotation, cellular component: membrane. The coding region runs from base 135 to 2735 and encodes 866 amino acids. The record is from RefSeq and is a predicted model, not a curated record. The transcript has 4 exons. NCBI's taxonomy places the organism in Eukaryota, Metazoa, Chordata, Aves, Passeriformes, Passeridae.
GAGGGCGGCUCUGAACUCUCCCCCGCUCUUUCUCUCCUCUCCUCCAGCACCGGCACAGACCGCACCGUCGGGCCCCGGCGUGGGACGCGCCCGCGGCGAGGAGCUGCGGCCGGCAGCCCGUGCCCGCCUCGCCCAUGGCGCGGCCGCGGGACCCCGCGGAGCGCUGCUCCUGCCGCAACACCAACUGCGUGGAGCGGCCGCUGCGCCGGCUCUUCGAAGCGCUGGCGAGCGCCGUGGCCGCCUGGCCCUGGCCCUUCGUGCUGGUGCCGCUGCUGCUGUCGGGCGGGCUGGGCGCCGGCUUCCUCUUCCUACCGCAGCGGCAGGCGAACGACAUCGAGGGGCAGUUCACGCCGACGUGGGGGCCCGCCAAGGCCGAGCGCGACUUCGUGCGGCGGCGCUUCCCCACCAACGACACGGAGCGCUUCUCCGCCCCGCGGCUGCCCACCGAGGGCGCCUACGCCGCCCUCAUCGCUGUGGCGACGAACGGCACCUCGGUCCUGGAGCCGGCGGCGUGGGCAGAGGUGCUGCGGCUGAACGCGACCGUGCACGACGCCGAGUACGAGCGGCUCUGCGCCCGCACCGCCGGCGUCUGUGCCAGCCCCAACCCGCUGCUGUCGCGGCGGGGCGAUGCGGGACCGCCCGCCCCGGGGAGCCUCCGCUUCCCCGUCAACGACAGCGUCUUCCUGGGGGCCGCGCUGGGCGGCGUGGAGACGGACGGCGGGCGGGUGCUCAGGGCGAGGGCCCUGAAGCUGGUGUAUUACCUGCGGGAGGACGGCCCCGAGGCGCAGGACAGCCGGCAGUGGCUGGAGAGCUUCCUGCAGGGCAUCAGUUCCAAAGUGGCGGAGUUGCGCCUCGGCUCCGUUCAGGUGACUUAUUUUACCUCACUGUCCAGACAACAGGAGUUUGAAGGAAAUACCAAGAAUGUGAUCCCGCUCUUCUCCAUAACAUAUUUCCUGACAAUAACGUUUGCAAUCAUCUCUUGCCUAAGACUAAGCUGUAUAAGAAAUAAUAUCUGGCUUGCAAGCUGUGGAGUGCUUUCUUCUGGCUUAGCUGUAUUAAGCAGCUUUGGAUUGAUGCUCUUCUGUGGAGUGCCAUUUGUGGUCACUGUAGCAAAUGCACCAUUCCUGAUUCUGGGGGUUGGUGUUGAUGACAUGUUCAUCAUGAUUGCUUCCUGGGAACAAAGUUCAAGGAAAAAAGAGAAAUCCAGUGUUAAAUCUCUGCUGGCUGAAACUUACGCAGAAGCAGCACUUUCUGUGACCAUCACCACUCUGACAGAUGUUUUGGCCUUCUUCAUUGGCACCUGGACUGCUUUUCCGUCCGUGAGGUCUUUUUGCCUCUAUACAGGGACAGCUUUUGUCUUCUGCUAUGUAUACACCAUGACCUUCUUUGGGGCAAUUCUGGUAUUAAAUCACAAAAGGGAGCAAGGGAACCGGCACUGGCUGACUUGUAUGCAUGUGGAUGUAGGUAAAGAUCAGGCUGAGAACUCCUGCUUGUACAAUGCUUGCUGUAUUGGCAGCUGUUCUAGGCAGCCAUCUCAGCCAGAAGGUGAGCAUCCAAUGAGCAUAUUCUUUAAAAAGUAUUAUGGCCCUUUUGUUACAAAUAAAUGGGUCAAGGUGCUCAUGGUGUUGCUCUACGGAGCAUAUUUGGGUGGCAGCGUUUAUGGGUGUACUCAGAUCAGGGAAGGCAUCGAUCUCCGAAAUCUGGCAAAUGAUGCCUCCUAUGUUAUUCCAUACUAUGAUGAUGAUGACAAAUACUUCUCCACAUAUGGACCCAGGGUCAUGGUUGUCAUUACUGAGAGUGUAGAUUACUGGAAUGAGUCGGUGCGUCUUGGCAUUGAGAGCUGCACAGAGAAUUUAGAGAAUAUUUCCUAUGUAGAUAAGAAUCUCUCAGAGUCAUGGCUGAGAGUAUACACAGUACUUGCCAAAAGGAGUUUGAUAAAUAUAAACAGUAAGACUGACUUCUUAAGUGACUUAACUAUACUGUUCAGAAUUGUUCCCAGUUUUGAGUGGGACAUAAACAAGACUCAGGAUGAAAUAGAGGCUUCACGUUUCUUCAUCCAGACAGUGAAUGUGACAUCAGCCGUGGAUGAGAAGAAUCUCCUCAAUCAGUUAAGAGAGGCAGCCAAGCAGUGCAGCAUUCCACUGAAGGUGUAUCACCCAGCCUUCAUCUACUACGACCAGUACCUGGUGAUAGUGCAGAACACUGUUCAGAACGUUGUCGUUGCUGCCGGGGCCAUGCUCGUUGUCUCCCUUCUGCUCAUUCCCAACCCGCUGUGCUGCUUGUGGGUGACCUUUGCUAUAGCCUCUGUUAUAGUUGGCGUUGCUGGUUUCAUGACGUUCUGGAACGUCAACCUCGAUUCCAUAUCCAUGAUCAACCUGGUCAUUUGCAUUGGGUUUUCAGUAGAUUUUUCUGCUCAUAUUUCCUAUGCCUUUGUUACGAGUGGAGAGCCAUCAGCCAAUAAAAGGGCAGUUGAAGCUCUGUCCCUGCUAGGUUACCCAGUUCUGCAAGGUGCAGUUUCUACAAUACUGGGUGUAGUUGUCCUGGCUGCAGCGAAUACCUACAUCUUUAGGACAUUCUUCAAGAUCAUGUUCCUUGUUAUUUUGUUUGGGGCUCUUCAUGGUCUUGUUUUUAUUCCAGUGUUUUUAACAUUUUUUGGAAACUUUGGCAGUUCACCUCACAAUACCAUGUCUAAAAGGUUAGAGCAUAGGUUUAGAAACGAUAAAGACUGUCCAUAAAUUAUUUAAAUUAAAGAUUUUAUAUAUUUACUAUGUGGAGGCUCAAAUGCAGUGACUGUCAGGAAAUAUAAGACAUAAAAAGUAGAAGAAUAAAUACAUCCGAUCAAUAAAUGCUUCAGAAAAGCCAGGUAAGAAAAAUAACAACACACUGCACAGAAUGGAUUUGCAUUUUUUACCUUUGUGUAUGUUCAACUACCACCUUAUAUUACUACCUCGCUAAUUAUAUUUUUUGUGUGACUUUUUAGCUGAAUGUAUUACAAUUAUUACAAACACUGACCACUGCAUCAGGUGAAUGGACUAUGUUACAUGUUUGCAGGACACAGUCAUAGCAGAAAAGAGUAACUCUCAUUGGACUGUAUUUCCUCCUUGUUCGCCUUGAUGCUGUAACUCAUCCCAGCACUGAGCUGGAAGACAGUUUUUACCCAAGAGCCUCAAAUCUGGAUGUUUUACAGCAAAAUUACAAGAGAUCAGAACUGUCCCAGACUGCAAUAACUCAUAAGCCUUCAGGAGACAAAAUGUGCUUAGGUUCCUAAUGCAGCACGAAAAAACCUUGGGAAAGACUCACCCCAAGCUGACUCCCAUUUUCUGUUCAAAAUCUUUUCUUGGUGUUCUGUUUUCUAGGUAACGUUGAACAUCUGGUACCCUUAAAAACUUUGUGUGUAGCUUCUGUUGGCUGCAGUUUGCAAAGUUUAUUGAACUUGUGUGGACCUCCUGAGUAACCACCUUGGGAGAUGACGUGGUAUGACAGGGCAGGGAUUCGCUAGAGACAAUCACAGCCUGAUUAGAGACAGAGUGAAAAAGAAACCCAAGUUUAUGCAGAUCAGUCCUAAAACUGUAAACCCAUACAUUCCAUUAUGCUCAUCAGUGACAACCCAUCUUGGGAUGCAUCGAUAGAGAAGAGGAGCUUUCACUUAGUAGCUAAGAAUAUAUGAGGUGAUCUUCUGACCUAUGGGGAAAAGGCAGUAGGUGAAAUUCAGUUCAUAGUUUGUUGCCAACAUGAUGAUAGACCCAUUGGAAAUAAAAUAAAUGAUGGUAACCAGUGUUUGUAAUUCUGGAAAAAUUGGUGUAGAACUUACUAAAUAAUUCGGUCCAAAUCUGCUGCUGUGGUGCGUUUCUUCUGAGAGUCUGAGCAAGUGUGACAAAGCCAGGGACUGCCUCUGUUCCUUGUGGAUAUCUGGCCAGUUUCAUGAGACCCAGUAAACAGGGCAAGAUCCUUCUCACUCAUAGAGUCCUAGAAUAUUUUGAGUUGGAAGGGACAUUUGUGUUGAUUUGGCACAGCCUUUUUUUGGUAGCAGGGGAGGGCCACAGAAGUUGCUUCUGUGAGAAGCUACUAGAAGCUUCCACUAUGUCUGACAGAGCCCAUCUCUGAUGGCUCUGAAGAUAGACAUGCUGCUAGCCUAAAUAGAGAGGUUGGUAAUGCCUCUGUGAUUACAUUUUUAAGAAGAAAACCAAAACAGUGCACAUGCAGUUUUUUUCCAGGAUGGCAAGGCGCUGCCACCAGGGCCAUCCUGGCAGCGUGAGGUGAUGUGCUGCAGCUGCCGCCAUCUUGGCACGGCCCACAGCAAGCCUUGCCUGCCUAGCCACCCCUAGCGAGCCAUGCCAAAGACAGAAGGGCACGGGCAGCUGCCACAGCUUCCCCUUCCUGCUGCCCCACAUGAAGAGAGGCAUUAAAUAGCACCAGCACCAUAGCAGCCAUCAUUGCCCACUCAGUGGCGGCAGGGCCACGUGGCCGGCAGCAAAAGUAUGAUGACAACUCCUGGCAAGGAACUUAGACAAGAUCGACCUCUUGGCACUGUGGGAUCCUGCAGGAAUCUUUCAAUUGGUGGAACUUGUUGGCAGUGGUACCUAUGGGCAACAGCUUUUCUUCUAGUCAGAGAAGAGGAGGAGGUGAGGACAUGUGAGGGGAAACAACAUGGUGGCACCAAGGUCAGUGGAAAAAGGGGAGGAGAUGCUCCAAAUGUUGGAGCUGAGAUUCCUCUACGGGCCAUGGUGAGGACCAUGGUGAAGCAGGCUAUCCCCCUGCAGACCAUGAGUUCCACAGGGGAUGCAGAGAUCUACUUGCAGCCUGUGGCAGAAGUACUAAUGCCAGAGUGGAUGGAUACUGGAGAAAGGUGUGAUGAAGUGGGAGACCCAAAUGGAGAGAGAGUGCCCCGGCUUCCAGAGAUCAAGAAAGACAACCUUUGCUUCCAAACUAGAGCAACCUAUCCUUAGAGGACUCCACCCCGUGGACAAGUGACCCACGCCACAGCAGUUUUGGAAAGACCAGUGGGAAGGACUUACAUUGCAGCAGU